Tribolium madens (black flour beetle) is the source of this 1328-nucleotide messenger RNA. RefSeq names its product WD repeat-containing protein 5 (gene wds). The transcript has 6 exons. Lineage: Eukaryota; Metazoa; Arthropoda; Insecta; Coleoptera; Tenebrionidae. The record is from RefSeq and is a predicted model, not a curated record. Gene Ontology annotation, molecular function: histone binding. Bases 163 to 1191 code for a protein of 342 amino acids. Gene Ontology annotation, cellular component: Set1C/COMPASS complex.
GCAUUGUUCUGUAUUGGCGCUUGUGAUGGCGGCUGAAUAAAGCAGAAAAUGUUUUGAAACCUGUGACAACAAUCGCAAAAAACGCAAUAAAAGAGGAUUUUCGCAAUACAAUAUUGUGUUAGUGGUUUGUUACAAUUUUCAAGCCGCUUGAAUUGCCACAAAAUGAUGCCUUUAGGGGGCACAGCCCCUGUCCAUUCAACUAAUGUGGCUCAACCGGCCCCAGCUACUAAUAACUCCUUGACGCCGACAGGAGGUUCUAAUAAAUCCAGCAGUAAUGUUAAACCCAAUUACACCCUUAAGUUCACGCUAGCGGGACACACUAAAGCAGUGUCGUCGGUUAAAUUUAGUCCAAAUGGGGAGUGGUUGGCCAGUUCUUCUGCGGAUAAGUUAAUUAAGAUAUGGGGCGCCUAUGAUGGCAAGUUUGAGAAAACAAUAUCAGGGCAUAAGCUAGGAAUAAGUGACGUGGCGUGGUCUAGCGAUAGUAGAUUACUAGUAUCAGCAAGUGAUGAUAAAACUCUCAAAAUCUGGGAGUUAUCAUCUGGGAAAUGUUUGAAAACGUUAAAGGGCCACAGCAAUUAUGUUUUUUGCUGUAACUUUAACCCCCAAUCAAAUUUAAUCGUUUCUGGUUCUUUUGACGAAUCUGUGCGUAUUUGGGAUGUGAGGACUGGGAAGUGUCUAAAGACACUCCCAGCCCACUCAGACCCCGUCAGUGCGGUGCAUUUCAACAGGGACGGGUCUCUUAUUGUCAGUAGCAGCUAUGACGGGCUUUGUCGUAUUUGGGACACAGCGUCUGGGCAGUGUCUAAAGACACUAAUCGACGAUGAUAACCCCCCAGUAUCAUUUGUUAAAUUCUCGCCCAACGGCAAAUACAUCCUUGCUGCGACUUUAGACAACACUCUCAAACUCUGGGAUUAUGCAAAAGGCAAAUGUCUGAAAACAUAUUCAGGACAUAAAAAUGAAAAAUAUUGUAUUUUUGCAAACUUUUCCGUUACUGGUGGCAAAUGGAUCGUUAGCGGGUCUGAGGAUAAUUUGGUCUACAUCUGGAAUUUGCAAACAAAGGAAAUUGUACAAAAGUUGCAAGGACACACAGAUGUAGUAUUAUGUACGACUUGUCAUCCAACCGAAAAUAUAAUUGCUUCAGCUGCUCUUGAGCACGACAAGACCAUUAAAUUGUGGAAAAGUGAUACUUAAUCCUGUAUAUUAUGCUUCUGUUUUCUAUGAGAAAUAAUUUAUAUUUUUUUAUGAAUGGCUAUAAUUAUGUAAAUUUGAUUGAUUAAUGUUAGGUGGUAGGAGUAGCCACAACUAAUAAACUUUUGAAUUUUUUCAAA